GAUGUUAAGAAAAAUUUGGCUUUAAUUUUCAAUUUAAGUUGUGGGUUGGUUUUUUUUUUUUUUUGUUUCCCUUGUUGAGAAGCUAUAAGCUUUACUAGUCUUUAUUUGAGUUUUCACCCAAUAUAGUGAAAACAGAAGCAGAAUUUGAAAGGGUUCUGUGAAGUAGCAAAAGAAGAGAAAAAUGAUUGCUGAGAAGCCAAGUUGGGUUAGGCAUGAGGGAAUGCAGAUUUUCUCCAUUGAUGUUCAGCCUGGUGGUCUUAGGUUUGCUACUGGUGGAGGUGACCACAAGGUUCGAAUAUGGAACAUGAAAUCUAUUGGCAGGGACUUGGAAAAUGAUGAAUCUACACAGAGGCUUCUUGCAACCUUGCGUGAUCACUUUGGGUCUGUCAACUGUGUUAGGUGGGCUAAGCAUGGUCGAUUUGUUGCAUCGGGGUCUGAUGAUCAAGUGAUUCUAAUCCAUGAGAGAAAGCCUGGUUCGGGGACCACUGAGUUCGGCAGUGGAGAGCCCCCAGAUGUUGAAAAUUGGAAAGUUGUGAUGACAUUGAGGGGACACACUGCAGAUGUGGUGGAUCUUAAUUGGUCUCCUGAUGACUCAAUAUUGGCUAGUGGGAGUUUGGACAACACCAUCCACAUAUGGAAUAUGAGCAAUGGCAUCUGCACAGCUGUGCUCAGGGGUCAUUCAAGUCUUGUUAAAGGAGUUGCCUGGGAUCCCAUUGGGUCCUUCAUAGCGAGUCAAUCUGAUGACAAGACAGUGAUAAUAUGGCGAACAAGUGACUGGAGUCUUGCUCAUAGAACAGAGGGCCACUGGGCAAAAUCACUGGGAUCUACAUUUUUCAGGCGGCUUGGAUGGUCCCCUUGUGGCCAUUUUAUAACAACCACUCAUGGUUACCAAAAGCCAAGGCAUUCUGCACCUGUUCUAGAGAGAGGGGAAUGGGCUGCAACAUUUGACUUCUUAGGCCACAAUGCCCCGGUUAUUGUUGUGAAGUUUAAUCACUCAAUGUUCAGAAGGAAUUUUGCCAAUUCACAGGAAGCGAAAGCCACAACCGUAGGCUGGGCAAAUGGAGCUGCUAAGAUUGGGGGGAAAGAAUCGUUGCCAUAUAAUGUAAUUGCAAUUGGGAGUCAGGACCGCACUAUAACUGUGUGGACUACUGCAAGUCCUCGCCCUCUCUUUGUAGCCAAGCAUUUCUUCAGUCAAAGUGUUGUGGAUUUAUCCUGGAGCCCUGAUGGCUAUUCUCUCUUUGCGUGUUCAUUGGAUGGGACAGUGGCUACUUUCCAUUUUGAAGUGAAAGAACUUGGCCACAGGCUAAGUGAUGCUGAACUUGAUGAGUUAAAGAGAAGUCGUUAUGGUGAUGUCAGAGGUCGACAGGCGAAUUUGGCGGAGAGUCCUGCACAGUUAUUGCUUGAAGCUGCUUCAGCCAAGCAAACCCCUAGCAAAAAAGUGGGUUUGGAUGUUCAGCAGAACCAGAUACCUGUAAAAACUUCUGUUGAGUUGGGGGUCACAAACAAAAUCUCUGAGCCUCAGAAUAACAAUGGGAAGAAGAGUGGGCUUGCUGCUACUGACGAAUUAAAUAAAGUGGUGAGUUCUGCCCGGAUUUCUAGUCCUGUGAAACAAAGAGAAUAUAGACGUGCUGAUGGUAGAAAGAGGAUCAUUCCUGAAGCAGUCGGUGUGCCUAUUCAGCAGGAAAAUAUUUGUGGCAGUGCUCAAUCUCAAGCGCUAGACUUCCCUGUUGCGUCUUCUGAUCGCAGAAAAAAUGAUAAUGGCAUAGUUCCUACUGAUGAUAGUUUGAGGGAAGCUUCUGUCAGGGGAACCAUUAGCAGAAGCUCCGACUUAAAGGAGCGCUCAGGGGUCACUGCCAGGGCUACUGUUACAGACAGCCUGGUUAUUGAGAAAGUUCCAGUCUCUACUGGCCAAGAUCAUAGCAUCAAUGUAGAACAGUCUGGAAAUAUGAAGCCUUCAGGUUCCACUGCUACCUCGACCACAUCUCUUUCAAUUAGGGUAUUUGACAAGAAAGAAGGUGAGGAUAUGACUCCAGUUUGCUUGGAAGCUUGUCCUAGGGCACAUGCUGUGAAUGACAUUGUUGGUGUGGGAAAUGUAUGUAUGAUGAAAGAAACAGAAAUUGUUUGCACUAGAGGGGCUCAAACUCUUUGGACUGACCGUAUCUCAGGAAAAGUCUCUGUUUUAGCUGGAAAUGCAAACUUCUGGGCUGUUGGAUGCGAAGAUGGGUGUCUACAGGUUUAUACAAAGUGCGGAAGACGUGCAUUACCUACCAUGAUGACAGGAUCUGCUGCAACAUUCAUAGAUUGUGAUGAGAGCUGGAAAUUAUUGUUGGUCACAAGGAAAGGAUCUUUGUAUUUAUGGGAUCUCUUCAAUAGGAACUGUCUCCUCCAUGAUUCUUUGGCAUCUUUAAUCACUUUGGACCUUAGCUCGUCUGCGAAAGGCACAAUCAAAGUCAUAUCUGCUAAGUUAUCAAAAUCUGGUUUUCCUCUCAUUGUGUUGGCUACUCGGCAUGCGUUUCUCUUUGACAUGAGCCUCAGGUGUUGGCUGAGGGUUGCAGAUGACUGCUUCCCUGCAUCAAAUUUUGCUAGUUCUUGGAAUUUGGGUUCAAUUCACACUGGUGAGCUCGCUGCCCUUCAGGUGGAUGUCAGGAAAUAUUUGGCCAGAAAGCCAGGCUGGAGCAGGGUAACUGAUGAUGGAGUGCAGACACGUGCUCAUUUAGAAGCUCAGUUGGCAUCAUCUUUGGCUUUGAAAUCCCCUAAUGAAUAUCGCCAGAGCCUUCUUUCCUACGUACGCUUCCUAGCAAGAGAAGCAGAUGAAUCUCGUUUGCGAGAAGUCUGUGAAAGUUUUCUCGGGCCACCAACCGGGAUGGCUUCUGAUUCCAAGAAUCCUGCUUGGGACCCCUAUGUACUUGGAAUGAGAAAGCACAAACUUUUAAGAGAGGACAUUCUUCCAGCAAUGGCAUCCAAUAGAAAAGUCCAGCGUUUGCUUAAUGAGUUUAUGGAUCUCCUCUCGGAAUAUGAAAGUGUUGAAAACAAUCUAGAGCAAAAAAAUCCAUCUCCGCCAACUACAUCUCAACCAACAAUAGAUCCGUUGGACUCAAUCCCAUCUGCGGCAGGUCAAACGUAUUCCGCCCUGCUGGCAACAGAUAAGAAGAAAAAUCCUUCCCUUGGUAUGGAUCAAAUGGAUUAUGCUCCAUCAGUAACUGAUGAACUGAACUUGGGCACCCUAUCAACUGAUCAAGUCACUCAGGCUCCAAUAUGCAAAGAUGCUGGUUUGUGAUGAUUAAAUCUUCAAUAAUCCAUACUAACAUGGUGUUCAACUUAAAAUAGGGGAGUGCGCAGAAAUAAAUAUAUUCCAUGCUGGUUAAACAAAGCUUCUCAUUUUGGUGGAACAUUAUCUGAUUUAUCUUUUUUUUCUUCUUCUGAAGUUUUCUUCUCUGUGCAUGUAGAUUAAGAAUCUCACUUGUUAGUUAAAAGUUAUUUUUUUCUCACCACUGAUGGAAACCAUUCUCUUGUACAUUUGAGCAUAAUACUAAUCAAAUCCUGUCUGUCUUUCAAGUGUUAUUUUAGAUUUUACAAGGGCUAAUGGG
Messenger RNA from Durio zibethinus, 3587 nucleotides. Its product is annotated as protein HIRA-like. Gene Ontology annotation, molecular function: nucleosome binding; protein binding. Gene Ontology annotation, cellular component: chromatin; HIR complex; nucleus. The record is from RefSeq and is a predicted model, not a curated record. Lineage: Eukaryota; Viridiplantae; Streptophyta; Magnoliopsida; Malvales; Malvaceae. Gene Ontology annotation, biological process: chromatin remodeling; DNA-templated transcription; regulation of DNA-templated transcription.